This is a messenger RNA of Chlorella variabilis, 1488 nucleotides long. RefSeq lists its product as hypothetical. The transcript is spliced from 13 exons. Bases 1 to 1488 code for a protein of 495 amino acids. The record is from RefSeq and is a predicted model, not a curated record. Lineage: Eukaryota; Viridiplantae; Chlorophyta; Trebouxiophyceae; Chlorellales; Chlorellaceae.
AUGCCCAGCGCUGGCAGCCCCCGCAGCGUGCUGCAGCGCCCCAGCAGCGAGGUGGAGAGAGGGCUGCGUGUCGUGGUGCUGGGAGCGGGCGUUGCCGGCGUCCUCAGCGCCCAUGUUGCCUGCCAGCACGCACACAGCGUUUGGCUGGUCGAGGGAGACAGCCUGGCGGCUGGCGGAGGCGAGGCAAGUGCGGCGGAGGAAAUUAUGAAGGUGGCCAGGCAGCGUCGCGGCAUCCCGCAGCUGGCCCACCCCCACACCCUGGCCAUGGGCGGCCUGGAGGCCAUGGAGGCUCUGCUGCCCGGCUUCAAGGAGGAGAUCCUGCGCCGGGGCGGAGUGGAGCUGGAUCUGGCUCGGGACCUGCGCUUCUUCGACUUUGGAGACGUGUAUAAGCGCGCCGACGACAGCUGCCUCAAGAGCGUGGGCGCCUCCCGCGCCCUCAUCCAGGCCACCCUGCAAGACGAGGUGCUUGCCCGCAAUGCCGGCAAGCUGCGUGUGAUGGACGGCUGCCGCGCCUCGGGGCUGCUGUGGAGCGAGGACAAGAGCCGGGUGCUAGGCGUGGAGCUGAGCACCGGGGAGCGGCUGGAGGCGGAUCUGGUCAUUGUGGCCUGCGGCCGCUCCUGCCUGCUGCCCCAGUGGCUCAAGGCGGCCGGCCACCCUGUGCCGGCAGUCCUCAAGGUCAACGCGGGGCUCACUUACGUGGGGCGCCUGUACCGCAUGCCAGAGGACUGGGACAAGAAGCGCUGGCUGGGUUGCAUCACCCUGGGCAGGCCUAACGGCAUCUGGGGCGCCGGCAUGGUCCCGGUGGAGGGCGGCGUGUGGCAGAUGGUUGAGUGGGGCUACGAGGGCAACGUGCCGCCCAUGGAGGAUGCAGCCUUCCUGGAGGCGGCCGGCAGGCUGCCCGACACAGAGAUCUACGAGGCCAUCCGCCGUGCCGAGCCCCUCACCCCGCUUGAGAAGUACGGAGGCGCCUACAACAUCUGCCACAGCUGGGAGAAGGUGCCGCCGCCGCCCGGCGUGCUCGCCAUCGGCGACGCCGUGUAUGCGCAGGGCAUGAGCGUGGCCGCCAAGAGUGCAGAGGCGCUGGAUGCGGCCAUGGCGGCGGCCCUCCCCGCCGGCGGCAGCCUGGAGGCACGCCGCGCUGCGGCCGCGGGCAUGGGCCGCGCUUUCCACCAGCGCCUGGCCGCCGUCAUCGCGCCCGCCUGGAUGAUGGCAACCUCGGAGGACCUCAGGUACCCGGGGACCAAGGCGCAGGGCGUGGUUCCGCCGCCCCGCCUGCUCUCCCUCUACAUCGACUCGCUCUGCAAGGCCUCCCACCGCUCAUCCAAGGUGAUGGAGUUGUUUUUCUGCAUCGCCCACCUGGUGAAGCCGCCCCACUACCUCUUCCACCCGCGCCUGCUGGCCGCGGGCAUCCAGCAGAUGUUGCGCGACGCGCUGCAGGCCCUCUGGCCCGCGUCCCAGCCGACAAAGGGCGCCCUGAAGGCGGAGUGA